AUGGCCACCACUUCUCUCCACCAGUCCAACGCUGAAAGCGCCACCACCGUCGAGAUUCAACAACCGAGUCACCCACUUCCUAACUUUCUCAAUAGUGUUAAGCUGAAAUACGUCAAAUUAGGCUACCACUACCUCAUGAGCCACCUUGUUACCCUCCUAUUCCUCCCUCUUAUCGCCGUCACCGCUGUCCAUGCUUCCCAGGUAAACCUUGAUGAAAUCGGAAAACUGUAUUUUCAUCUCCAGUAUAAUUUCAUCGCCGUCAUGGCGUUAUCUGGAGUUGCCGUUCUUGGAUCCACUGUCUACCUUAUGAGUAGACCAAGACACGUGUACCUUGUUGAUUACUCAUGUUACCGUCCGCCGGAAAACUUGAAAGUCAAAUUCGACGUGUUCAUGGAACGCUCAAAACUGCAUGGAGGUUUCAAUGAGUCAGCGCUGGAGUUCCAAAGGAAGAUACUUGAACGUUCUGGUCUUGGAGAAGAGACUUAUCUCCCACCGGCGCUGCACAGCGUUCCGCCGGAACCAUCCAUGGCCGCUGCUAGAGAAGAAGCGGAGCAAGUUAUGUUUGGAGCUCUUGAUAAUCUGUUCAAAUCCACCAACCUUGAUCCCAAAGAUAUUGGAAUCUUGGUUGUGAAUUGCAGUCUUUUUAAUCCGACCCCGUCGCUAUCUUCCAUAAUAGUCAACAAAUACAAACUCCGGGGAAAUAUUAAAACCUUUAACCUCGGUGGUAUGGGGUGCAGCGCCGGGGUGAUCGCCGUUGAUUUGGCCAAAGACAUGCUACAGGUACACCGUAACAGCUACGCAGUUGUCGUCAGCAUGGAGAACAUAACUCAAAAUUGGUACUUCGGGAACAAAAAAUCAAUGCUGAUCCCAAACUGUUUAUUUAGAGUCGGUUGCGCCGCCGUGCUUUUAUCAAACAAGUCCACCGAUAAACACCGUGCAAAAUACAAACUCCUUCACGUCGUACGAACCCACCGUGGAUCCGAUGACACCGCAUUCAACUGCGUUUACCAAGAAGAAGACGACACCGGAAAAGUCGGAGUUUCACUAUCCAAAGACUUAAUGGCCAUCGCCGGCGGUGCAUUAAAAGCAAACAUUACCACUUUAGGCCCACUCGUCCUUCCGAUCAGCGAGCAGCUUUUGUUCUUCGGAACCCUAAUCGCAAGAAAACUAACAGACUCCAAAUUAAAACCUUACAUACCGGACUUCAAGCUUGCGUUUGAUCACUUCUGUAUUCAUGCCGGCGGGAGGGCAGUUAUAGACGAGCUGGAGAAGAACUUGCAGUUGUCGGAGGAACACGUGGAGCCGUCGAGGAUGACGUUGUAUAGGUUCGGGAACACGUCAUCAAGCUCGAUCUGGUAUGAGCUGGCUUACACGGAGGCUAAAGGGCGUAUGAAGAAAGGAAACCGUGUUUGGCAAAUAGCUUUCGGCAGCGGGUUUAAAUGUAACAGCGCCGUUUGGGAAGCCAUUCGAGCCGUCAAGCCGUCGGAUAGUAACCCUUGGGCCGAUUGCAUUCAUAAAUUCCCUGUAGAAAUAUGUGUGUAA
Lactuca virosa is the source of this 1542-nucleotide messenger RNA. The record is from the annotation of a GenBank genome assembly. NCBI's taxonomy places the organism in Eukaryota, Viridiplantae, Streptophyta, Magnoliopsida, Asterales, Asteraceae.